AUGGCCAACGCCAGAGAAUAUGAUCCAAUUAGAACUUCAAGGGGAAAAUUUCGUGGACGUCCUGACUUAUCAACAAAUCAACCAGGUUUAUCAGAUCCGUCUGAAUUUUCUCAAACACCAUCAAACCAACAACAUCUAUCUGGUCCAUCUGGAUUGUCUCAAAAACCAUCAGGUCCGCCUAGGCUUUACCAAGGAAGAGAACCUAGAUCAAUACAUUCUACACAACCACAUCAAACGCCAGUUACCAUGCAAUGUCCAACUCGUCAGAUGCCACAACGCGCCCCUGGUGCCCCGCAGCUAAGGGCCCCUAGGCCACAUGGUCAAAGACCGGUGGUUUCUAGUGAAAGACCGACAGCUCCUAAACAAGACCCAAAGGCAAGAAUGCAACAAGUUGAAGAAGGACUUAGAAAUUUGACUUCAGGAGAUGUACCGCUCGUACCGGUUGGUAGUGGAGCUGCAAAAGGUCGAAGGGAAAUCGACGUUGAAAAUUAUAGAGCACCCAGACCACAAUCUUCUUUGGGAGCAAAGGGGAAACAGGGAAAUUCUGGACAGUCAGUUUUUGAACUUACAUCAAAAUGUCGCUCUGAUGAUCAAAUUGUAGUAAUUACAGUUAAAUUCACCGAUGUUAUAGAGACCGGUGAUUAUGCCAAUAUUCAAGUUUUUAACUUACUCUUGCGUAACUGUCUCCGUCAUCUCAACCUCACAAUGGUUGGAAGGAACUUUUAUGAUCAAGAUGCCAAAAUUGAUAUAGCUCAAUAUAAGCUUCAACAUUGGCCAGGAUAUGAAGCAACAAUUAGCAGGUAUGAAGAUAACAUUUUGUUAUGCGCUGAAAUGUCAACAAAAGUCAUGCGCCAAGAGACAGUAAUGGACUUUUUAAACCAAUGUGCUGCUGAUAGAAACAGAAAUAAAGAUUGGAUGAUGAACUUUAUAAGUGGGGUUGUUGGCACUGUGAUGACAAAAUACAACAACGAAACAUACAGAAUUGAUGACAUAGAUGAAAAUUCUGACCCUACAUCUGAAUUCAGUAAAAAAGAUGGAUCUAAAAUGACAUACAUUCAAUAUUACAAAGAAAAAUGGAAUUUGACCAUUCGUACUGUCAGGCAACCAAUGUUGAUUUCAAAAAAUAAGAGAUCCAUACGACAAUUCGGGGAAGAAGAUACAUUGGUUUACCUUGUUCCAGAAUUAUGUGUUAUGACUGGUAUAACUGAUGCGAUGAGAAAUAAUUUCACACUUAUGAAAGAUAUGGCCAUACACACCCGUGUAAAUCCUAAAGAAUGUAUGGAACGACUAACAAAUUUUGCAAAUCGCCUUAUUAAAACACCUGACUCUGUAGUCGAAUUGAAAAGAUGGAAUCUGACUUUAAGUAGUAAUCUUGUUGAACUAACUGGUCGUACUUUACAACCGGAACCAAUUCAAAAUCGUACUAGAGGGUAUAAUGGUGUUGAAGAAGCAGAUUGGACAAGAAAUUUACGCUCUUUACCAAUGUUCACUUCAGCGAUUGUGAAGCAUUGGGUCAAUUUAGCUUCUAAAGACUGUUGUCGAGAAGCUUAUGUAUUUGCUCAGACUCUAGCAAAGGCUGCACAAGGGAUGAAUUUUACACUACCUAAGCCUACUAUAGUCCCAAUGAAUGAUGGAAGAGCAAAUACAUUUUUAAGCCAUUUGGAACAAGUAAUAAAUGAAUCUAAUCCGGCAUUGAUAUUAUGUGUUAUUCCAUCGGCACAUGGUGAUAUUUAUAGUUUGAUUAAGCGGAAAUUAUGUAUUGAUAGAGCAGUACCAUCCCAAGGAAAAAUGUGCAAAAAUACAAUGUCUAUAUGUACAAAAAUUGCUAUUCAAAUAAACUGUAAACUUGGUGGUGCUCCUUGGCUAGUUACCAUUCCUAAAAAAGAGAUGAUGAUAGUUGGUUUCGAUGUAUGUCAUGAUAGUCAACGCAAAAAUAUAUCAUUCGGAGCAUUAGUAGCAACCAUGAAUGACUCUCAUACAAGUUACUUCGGUUGUGUUGAACCUCAUCAAAGUGGAGAAGAACUUUCAGUUCAUUUUGCUACUGCCAUAACUAAGGCCUUGGCCAAGUAUAGGGCUAAAAAUGGGUCAUUGCCUACUUCCAUUAUUGUAUACAGAGAUGGUGUUGGGGAAGGCCAAAUAUCGCAUGUCCAUAAGACUGAAGUUUCACUUUUAAAGACUGCUUGUGAACAAGUUUAUGGACCCAAUUCUGUCCCAUUUGCGUUUGUUAUAGUCACCAAACGUAUUAGUGCAAGAUUUUUUAUCCUACCGAUAGGCAUGGAAAAUCCACGACCUGGUACAAUUAUUGAUACCGUGGUUACAGACCCAACUAAGUACGAUUUCUUUUUAGUUUCAUUAAAUGUAAGGCAGGGCACUGUCACUCCUACACAUUAUCAAGUGAUUGAGGACACACUUAGAUUUCCUCCUGAUAUAAUGCAAAGACUUACAUUCAAGUUGACUCACAUGUACUACAAUUGGUCGGGUACUGUGCGGGUUCCUGCUCCAUGUCAGUUGGCACACAAAUUGGCUUUCCUUACCGGUCAGACCCUCAAACGUGCUCCUCACAAUGGAUUGGACGAGUUGUUAUACUUUCUGUAGUGAUGUAUUCAUUUG
This is a messenger RNA of Acyrthosiphon pisum (pea aphid), 2610 nucleotides long. RefSeq names its product piwi-like protein Siwi. Gene Ontology annotation, molecular function: RNA binding; protein binding. Lineage: Eukaryota; Metazoa; Arthropoda; Insecta; Hemiptera; Aphididae. The record is from RefSeq and is a predicted model, not a curated record.